Messenger RNA from Drosophila arizonae, 1196 nucleotides. RefSeq names its product sorbitol dehydrogenase-like. NCBI's taxonomy places the organism in Eukaryota, Metazoa, Arthropoda, Insecta, Diptera, Drosophilidae. Gene Ontology annotation, biological process: D-sorbitol catabolic process. Gene Ontology annotation, molecular function: zinc ion binding; L-iditol 2-dehydrogenase (NAD+) activity. The record is from RefSeq and is a predicted model, not a curated record.
GCGGACUUUUUCUCUCAAACAAAUAUUUUACUUAAUAUUUUAUAAUAGAAAGCCAAAAUGGCAAAGGAUAACCUAACGGCUGUUUUACAUGGCAUUGAGGACAUGCGUUUGGAACAGCGUCCUAUACCGAAUAUUUCCCCAGAAGAGGUUUUAAUCGCAAUGGAUAGCGUUGGGAUCUGUGGAUCAGAUGUUCAUUAUUUAACUAAAGGUCGUAUCGGCCACUUUGUGGUGACCAAGCCCAUGGUAAUUGGCCACGAAAGCGCAGGUGUGGUUGCCAAGGUGGGCAGCAAAGUUAAGAAUCUGGCUGUAGGAGAUCGAGUUGCCAUUGAGCCGGGAGUUCCUUGCUACAAAUGCGAUCAUUGCAAGCAAGGCAGCUACAAUCUGUGUCCCGAUAUGGUAUUCUGUGCCACACCCCCUUACGAUGGUAACCUGACCCGAUACUAUAAGCACGCAGCGGACUUUUGCUUUAAGUUGCCUGAUCAUGUCACCAUGGAGGAGGGUGCGUUACUAGAACCUCUAUCCGUGGGAGCUACACGAUCUGGCGGUGUUGUUGUUAUUGUUGGCAUGGGACCGCCUGAAAUGAAGCUGCCCCUGUUCAAUGCCUUGGCUCGAGAGGUAGACAUUCGCGGUGUCUUCCGUUACUGCAAUGACUAUGCCGCUGCUUUGGCCCUGGUGGCCUCUGGAAGAGUGAAUGUAAAGCGACUUGUCACCCACCACUUUGAUAUUAAGGAGACACAAAAGGCAUUCGAAACAGCUCGUAGUGGUACGGGCGGUGCCAUCAAAGUUAUGAUACAUGUUCAACCUAGGAAUGCCAACAAUCCUGUAAAAUUUUAGCUCAGAGAUUUUAGUAAGCGCUGGAAUAUAAUUCUGAAAACAUGUAAUACGUAGUUUUAGAAGAAACAAUAAAUUUAUUUGCUUGGUACAAAAUUAACCGUUUGUUCUUAUAGUUUCAAAAUUACAUUUGCAUUUUAUGCGCUUAGUUUCGGUAGUUUAAAUUAGGACUCAAGCAAAAAAAAAAAAAAUAAAUAAAAAAGGCGCACAAAAUGUCCAACUUGCUGUAUUGGCGGUUAUCUCGACCCCUCUACACCUACUUAUCCGUUAGAUUUGUUUGUUAUCGUCCAUUGGCUCCAAUGAUCCGAUACUUUCAUGAAGAUAAGACUGAGGAGUUCAAAAAACGCCUGCGACAACGAAUGAAA